CAGUGUUCAGCCCCAGAGACAGCAAAAGAGGGCACACAGACAUAUCUCUGUUGGAAGAGGACAGAUACAGAAGACAGGAAGCACGACUGCUCCAGAAGGACACAGAAAGAAAAAUCAUGGCCGCUAUUGUUGCCCCAGUGAUCUUCAUGCUUUUGAUGAUGGUCCAGAGAUGCCAGGCUGCUGUCCAGGUCCAGGUUGAUGGAAUGACAUUCCCACUGGAGUCUGUGAAGAGGCUGCAGGAGCUCUUAGGAACGGACGCAGCAUCAGCUCACCCCCGCAUGAGAAGCCAUCUCACCUUCUUUACUGCCUGUGCAAACCCGGACCUGCCAAAGGAAUUCCAGCCUGUGUGUGAAAGGAAAGACGCCCCCCUCGUUUUCAAGAGGCUCGAUCUUACUGUGCGAGACGAUCCGUGUGAAUUGUGUGCCAAUAUUGCCUGCAGUGGCUGUUAGCAACAAUGGAGGAUGCACUUGAUGGAUGGAUCCUUUGGCACAAACCACAGCAAGCUCAGAUCGCUGAUCGUCUCUGUGUCUUGUUCUCUCCUUCUUACUGGGUCAAGGAGUCAUUCUUUUCCACUGUGCUACCCUGAAACUUCAGGUCAAUUCUUCAGACGCAGCAGUUCUAGACAAGCCACUCAGAGCUACUCUGGAGAAGAAACAGCUAGAAAACUGGGUCCAGUAUGAUUUUAGGUAAUUUUAGGCCCUGGGCUUAGGCCAUUUCAGGUGCGAAACACACAACUAGCUUUUCUCUUCCCCUCUCCUGCCAUGGUUCCAUGUUUUGACAAGUGCUUCUAGAUGCCUGAAAAUGAGCAUCUGUAACCAUGCAGGUGCCUGGAAGGAUGUUCCCUGAUUAUAGAUUGCAGCUCAAAAAUAAGAAGAAAGAAAGGUGCUGCAGCUGUUUGCUAGGGCUGCGCACACCGCAGAAUCAUAGAAUAGUAGACUUGGAAGAUGCCUACAAGGCCAUCAGGUCCAAACCCCUGCUAAGUACAGGAAUCCACCUUAAAGCCAGUGUAGUGUAGUGGCUAAAGUGUUGGACUGGUAGCUGGGAGAUCCCGGUUCUAGUCCCCACUCGGCCAUGGAAGCCCACUGGGUGACUUUGGGCCAGUCACAGACUCUCAGCCCAACCUACCUCACAGGGUUGUUGUUGUUGUGGCGAU
This is a messenger RNA of Elgaria multicarinata webbii, 1153 nucleotides long. It is a transcript of the gene GUCA2B, whose product is annotated as guanylate cyclase activator 2B. Gene Ontology annotation, molecular function: guanylate cyclase activator activity. Lineage: Eukaryota; Metazoa; Chordata; Lepidosauria; Squamata; Anguidae. Bases 117 to 449 code for a protein of 110 amino acids. The record is from RefSeq and is a predicted model, not a curated record. The transcript has 3 exons. Gene Ontology annotation, cellular component: extracellular region.